This is a messenger RNA of Hevea brasiliensis (rubber tree), 1817 nucleotides long. Its product is annotated as sterol 3-beta-glucosyltransferase UGT80B1. Lineage: Eukaryota; Viridiplantae; Streptophyta; Magnoliopsida; Malpighiales; Euphorbiaceae. The transcript has 15 exons. Bases 31 to 1566 code for a protein of 511 amino acids. The record is from RefSeq and is a predicted model, not a curated record.
CGACUCUUACGAUCUUCUGCGGUGCAGAAAAUGGGAACGGAGACGGAGGAGAGGAAUCCGGUGGCUCUUUUCAUGGCUUUCGGUACCAAAGGCGAUGUCAACCCAAUUGCUGCCAUUGCUGCAGCUUUUGCUCAUGAUCAGAAUCAAUAUCAUGUGGUUUUAGUAACACACUCAGCACAUGAGAACUUAAGGUCCCAUUUGGAAGACAGACAUGUUACUUUUCUUCCUAUUAAAUCGCCAUCUGUUAUUUCUAUUCAUGAGAGUUAUAAUUCCACAGAGACAGAGGAAUCUGCUUUCUCACUUCAGAAAAGGAUUAUCUCAAGAGAGCACAGACGAAAAUGCUAUUCUGUAGUUGAAGGAAUUUUUGGACAUGGCCCAAGCAUGGAGGGUGAUUUUAUUGUGAUCAAUUUUUUUGCAUUGGAAGGGUGGAGCCUUGCGGAACAUUUUCGUGUUCGUUGUGUAGUUGCUUCUCCUUAUGUUAUUCCAUACAGUGCACCUUCAUCAUUUGAGCAUCAAUUCAGAAAAGAGCUUCCCCUUCUCUAUGAAUAUCUCCAAGAAGCUCCGACUAACAAGGUUUGCUGGAAAGAUGUGAUUCACUGGAUGUGGCCACUUUUUACUGAAAAUUGGGGAUCAUGGAGAAGUGAUGAUUUGAACCUGAGUCCUAUUCCUUUUACAGAUCCUGUAACGGGCCUUCCCACUUGGCAUGAUUGGCCACCAUCUCCCCGCCUCUUGUAUGGGUUUAGCAAAGAAAUUGUUGAAUGCCCAGAUUAUUGGCCAUCACAAGUUCGUGUUUGUGGGUUUUGGUUCCUCCCUAUUGAAUGGCAGUUUACAUGUAAGAAAUGUGGACAAAUUUCAGCAAUUUUUUCUCCUGGGACUAGAACAAAGGACGAAAUAUGUGCAGCUCAUGUAAAGUUACAAUGUUUUUUGAGGACAACAGUGCCACCUGUUUUUAUAGGACUAAGUUCUGCUGGAAGCAUGGGUUUUUUGGAGCACCCUGAAGCAUUCCUUAGGGUUAUUCAAACUGUCCUGGAGAUCACAAAUUUCAAAUUUGUCCUUUUUACUUCAGGUUAUGAGCCUUUGGAUGAAGCAAUCCAAGUUGUUGCAACCAAAACUUUGCAUUUUGAUCAAAGGCAGUACAGUGAAGAGGGGGUCUGUCUCUUUGAUGGCCGCCUAUUCUGCUUUCCUAGUACGAUACCAUACAAUUGGCUAUUUAAAAAAUGUCUGGCUGCUGUUCAUCAUGGGGGAAGUGGAUCAACUGCUGCAGCUCUAUAUGCGGGAAUCCCACAGGUACUAUGUCCAUUUAUGUUGGAUCAAUUUUAUUGGGCUGAGAGGAUGUACUGGCUUGGAGUUGCUCCAGAACCAUUGAAAAGAAACCAUUUGGUUCCUGAUAGAAUGGAUGACUUCAGAAUCAGGGUAGCUGCAAAUGUGCUAUCAAGAGCCAUAGCUUAUGCAUUAUCUCCUGAAGUUAAGGAAUGUGCUCUAAAAAUUGCUGAAAUGAUCUCUCUCGAGGAUGGAGUUAUGGAAGCUGUAAAGGUUCUUAAGCAAGAGAUGACUUGUUCAAAUUAGAUUGUCUUUGGACUUGCGAAGAUAACUCCUAUUAUCAUAAAUUUUUUGCUUUCUUGAUUUUAGUCUGUGUCACUUGCCAGGAGAUCUCUGUAUGAUAUAUAGUGAUACUGAGAUUAAAGCACAGCCUGGGGUCUUUAGGAUGUCAGCGUCAAUUAAUGCAACUAGGUAGCGGCGGUGAUUCCAAAUGUUGUUUUUCCAACCGUUGCAUUUUUUUUCCAGGAAACUAAAGGAAAGCAUCCUGAUUCUCAUAA